Messenger RNA from Exophiala mesophila, 3575 nucleotides. RefSeq lists its product as uncharacterized. Lineage: Eukaryota; Fungi; Ascomycota; Eurotiomycetes; Chaetothyriales; Herpotrichiellaceae. The record is from RefSeq and is a predicted model, not a curated record. The transcript has 2 exons. Bases 78 to 2768 code for a protein of 896 amino acids.
AUCCUGUUUCCUUAGAAGAAACUUCACGGCUUUGGGACAAAUCUAGGCGACGGGACAUAAUUGUACCAGACAAUACAAUGCCAGGAACGAUGAAGCCCGGGAGGGUAAGAAAUCGACCUCCUAGAUUGACAAUACAACAAGGAACCCAAUACAACCCACAAACUUCCUCUGAAAAGAGCACACCCACGCAUGCCAGUGUGCAGGAGCAAUCUGAGUCUCUAAACAGCAGCUCACAAGCAGAAUCCAGGCCGCCGGUAUCGGUCAACAAUGUCAAAUAUGAGGUCAUGCUCUUGUAUCUGCGUCAGCAGCAGCUAGAGAGACGUUGGGCAAGUGAUAAUACCGCAGAGGGCGUGGUGCUGAAGAGAGGAAAGCAUGAUUUUAUCUGUCAACCAGCAGAGCUACCAAAGCAUACCAAUGGAUUCUACGACGAGAUCAAGAAACUUAACGUCAAAGUUGCAAUGACUGUCAGGACAUCAGCUAUCCAGCUAUUUCUAAAAGAGUACAAAUUGCCAUUUGUCCCUUUCAGUAAUGGGCAGCAGCUUCAUAUCAUUGAAAACAUGAGUACACUGUCAUUCUGUAAGCGCCAUCACUAUGCUGCAUUUGUCCGUAGUCAAGGGUCGCUGGUUGUCUGGGAUGAAGACCCCACUGAGGUGAUCGCUCGCGCCGAAAGAAUCGAGAAAUACCUGGUCAACAUGCUUUGGACUCUGGACAGUGCGCAAGAUCGUUCCUUUACCCAGAUUGAACGCAGCAAAGAGAUGAUUGAAAAAUCCAAGCAAGUCGACGUCCAAGCCACAGAGGUAAGCUCAACCAAGAGUGAAAGCUCGACCAAGGAGGAGAAACCCCGAAAAACAAGGAUCUAUCAAUCAAUUCUAGUCGCGAUAGUUUCUAUCUUGACCAUUUUCUGUCUGUCAAUCGGUUGGAGAGAAAUAGCAAAGGAAAUUGCCAUCGACCAUACUUACACCCGGCUCGCGAUCCUUGCCGCAGCCCCUCUCCAACUUUGGCUCGCCUGGUUCUUCUUCACCACCCUGGUCAACGGGAUUUCGCAGAUGAUUGGACCAGUCCACCAAGUGGCCGAGAAUUCCAAGUUCUAUUCUGCCGUGCCUUCUGAACGGCUUCACAACAGGGAAUUGCCCCAUGUUACAAUCCAGUGUCCUGUCUUCAAGGAAGGACUCGAGGCUGUCAUUAUCCCUACCGUCACGUCAGUCAAUAAGGCUAUCUCAACCUAUGAGCUACAGGGCGGGACGGCCAAUAUCUUCUUCAACGACGAUGGCAUGCAAUUGAUAUCCGAUGAUGAUGCGCGAAAAAGAGUGCAGUUCUACGAGGACAACAAUAUCGGCUGGGUCGCCCGUCCAGGACAUGCUCCUAAGGGCGACGAAAACGGUAAUAAUGUAUUCAUUCGCGCGGGGAAAUUCAAAAAGGCGUCCAACAUGAACUACUGUCUUGCCAUCAGUAAUCGAAUCGAGGAAAUAAUGAGCGAAGAGUCACGAACAAGCGCAUGGACUCAAGAAGACGAGGAUCGAAGCUACCAAAAUGCAUUUGAUCAGGUUUUUGCAGAACACAAGGGUCGAGCUUGGGGAGGUGGCGACAUUCGAAUGGGAGAUUACAUCCUCCUGAUUGACUCCGACACUCGAGUACCUGAAGAUUGUUUACUGGAUGCAGUCUCGGAGAUGGAAAUUUCGCCGCACAUCGCGAUCAUUCAAUUCAGCAGUUCCGUUCUCAAUGUGACGCAGAGUUUCUUCGAACGAGCAAUCACCUUCUUCACCAAUCUAGUCUACACCGCGAUUCGAUACGCUGUCGCCAAUGGAGACGUUGCUGCCUUUAUUGGUCAUAAUGCAAUUUUGCGCUGGUCUGCGGUGCAAGACGUCAGAUAUACAGACGACUCCGGGAUAGAGAAGUUCUGGGCCGAAAAUACCGUGUCAGAAGAUUUUGACAUGGCCCUUCGUUUACAGUCCCUUGGCUACGACCUAAGAUUCGGCACAUAUUGUGGUGACGGAUUCAAGGAAGGCGUGUCCUUGACCGUCUACGACGAACUCUCGCGAUGGGAGAAAUAUGCUUAUGGAUGUGCUGAGCUUUUAUUCAACCCAUUCAGAUACUGGCCUACACGAGGACCAAUCACUCCAAUGUUCCGACGAUUCAUAACCAGUCCGAUGAGCCUGAUGGCCAAGAUCACCAUCUUGGCUUACAUCGGCACCUAUUUCGCCAUCGCAUCCGCCUGGGUCCUGACCUUGAUGAAUUACUUUUUAGUUGGCUGGUUCAACGGAUACCUUGACCAUGCGUAUGUCAACAGUUUCCAGAUCUAUUUCGGCAUUGUCAUUGUGUUCCAGGCGCUAGGGACAGUCAGUCUGGCCGUCUUCCGUUAUCGUGUGGAGAAUCGGUCUUUGGUGGGAGCUUUUUUCGAGAAUCUCACCUGGUUACUCUUGCUCACUGUUUACCUGGGUGGAAUCUCCAUGCACAUUUCGCAGGCAAUUCUCUCAUAUCUAUUCAGCGUCGAUAUGACAUGGGGAGCCACGGCCAAAGAAGCAAAGUCCACCUCAUUCUUUCGGGAGGUGCCCAUCAUUCUCCGAAGGUUCAAGUUCACCUUUGCCUAUUGCAUUAUUAUGAUCACAACUAUGAUUGUCAUGGCUGGAGUGGGGCCUCUGGGACAGCUGGUGCCGCACGACUACAGAAUCACCACAUUCACAGCCAUCUUUCCUUUGGGCAUAGUGGUGGGGUUUCAUUUCUUGCUACCCUUGGUUCUGAAUCCUGGUUUGAUGCAAUUCACAUUUUAGAAAAUACAUCCGAGUCAGCGAGAUUUGUGGGAUUCAUCCAUCAUGACUAUGCAAUCCGAUGGCGACCCAGUCCAUGGCACAACCCCCAGAGGUCGAACGCUCGCGUUCGAUCGACAGUCAUCCAGUGGCGUCUGUCGAACGAUUCGAACAGCGAUAAACGGGACAUGUGUCAAGCGAAGGCACACGAACGGGAUUCGCAAACGCAUAGAUCUAGGGUAUAAAUAUCUGCAUUUCUACCUAGUCUAAAGGAACCUCCAUAUUUCCAAACUCUACACAUCUGAACAAAUAAUAUCAACGAGAAAAAUUCACCAAUUUAAUCUCAUCAUGCCUAGAGAUGAUAUCAGCCAAUGCCCUCUGUGCGACUUAUGGUUGCCGACAUCUGACUAUAAAACCCAUAUAUGGAACGAGCACCAGAGACGUCCUUGCGAACAUCCAGGCUGUACGAAGACUUUCCGUCGCAAGAACGAAGUGAAGCACCAUGUCGAGAUGGCACAUAAAACAUAUGGAUCCAGCUCUUAGCUUGCUGACAACCGAGCAUUCUGUCGUGGUAUUUUCGGCUUCCUUGAUGGGGAUGCUUUGUAUCCUAUAGGUAUCUAGAUAGUACGCAGUAUACGGUAUGACGUACGCCGUGGUCUCAGAGGAUCGGGAGCUGGGAUGUACCACCAUUAUGGAUAGGGCCCCGUGGCUCCUGAUGAAUGUAUAUUAUAUGAAGGAACCAGAGCAAAAAGCUAACUUCAUCCGCUGGGCGAAAGUGAGCCUUGCGGUACUCGGGUUCUGUCAAUCAACAUAGAUCUCAGUAUAUCUGGC